Messenger RNA from Penicillium riverlandense, 1302 nucleotides. RefSeq lists its product as uncharacterized. NCBI's taxonomy places the organism in Eukaryota, Fungi, Ascomycota, Eurotiomycetes, Eurotiales, Aspergillaceae. Bases 1 to 1302 code for a protein of 433 amino acids. The record is from RefSeq and is a predicted model, not a curated record. The transcript has a single exon.
AUGGCACGUCUGUUGGAUCUUCCAGAUGAACUGAUUCUAGUCAUCGUGGACUACCUACAAAUGGACACGAAGCAUGUAGAACUGUCAUUCUAUGAGCUUGGAGAUGCCUACCGCUACGCGAUCAAGCAGAAUCAACCACCGAGAGUUAAAUAUCUUCAUUCUUUCCUACUCGCCUGCCAUCGCCUGAAUAGUCUUCUACAGCCGAUAUUUUAUCAUGACAUAUUUGUUCGCGAAUACUGUCACGUGGGCGAGAAGGUUCCGGUGCAGCAGCUGAAGUGGAGCCUUGAGAAGAACCCAAGUCUCGAACAACACAUCUUUUCGGCGAUCACUCCAUGCGGGGGCUCCUGGGGUGACCGCUCUAUUCGUGAUAUCUUUCAAUCCUUUUGGUUCUCCAACAUCCAGACCCUUACUAUUCACGAGUUUAAGGAUUGGGAGCCCAUGCAAUUUGAAAACAACUCACAUAUUGGCACUUCACCCGUGGAAUGUCUAAGGCUGAUUAGUUGUGGGGCGCAUGAGGCGGCUUUGGCCGCUGUGCUAAGCUGGCCAGCAGCUUUGAAAAUACUUCACUACGAUGCUGAACAAGGCGAGUGGGAGGGCCAUUAUGGAAAUGAGCCAGCCAAAAGUUGGACAUGUGCUGCUUUUGUGCGUGCACUGCGAUCACAAAGGAAAACGUUGGCAGAACUUACAAUGACACGGCCGUGGCUUGACCAUGAAGGACUGGGCAAUGGACCUCGCAUUGAUCUGAGCGAGUUCACGUCCCUUAAAACCUUACGCAUUUACCACGUCUUUCUCUGCGGGUGGGAUGACCCGUACGGGAUUUGGAAAGGUUUACCUCAGAGUCUGGAGGUGCUGGAGGUAUUUUACGACGAUAUUGAACUGACUCAAUUUUUGUGCGAGGGCAACGAUGAGCGAUACGAUACUUUUGUUCUUGAUUUGAUUAGACAUAAGAGGUCGCAUCUCCCAUAUUUACGCACGGUGACCAUCUUCUCGUUUGAGGGAGGCUAUGACCCUGAAACAGAGGAGUAUCUGCCCGCUGGACUCUGGACGCUGCCCUCUUCACUCGCGCGUGAAGCUGAAUCCGCUGGCGUAACGCUGAACGUGUGGCUGGGACACGCAGAUGCUCCAAAUUUCGAGCAAACCGACGUUUUCGAGUCACUGAAAAUCAGUCAGACCGACCAGUCUAUCCAACUCAAGCAAAGAGUGGCAGCUAGGCGGAGCCACGUAUCACCACGCAAUCUCUCCCAGGAACUCCAAGCAGGGAGGGCCAAGGCAUAUGGACCCUACACCAAGUUGGAAUUUUAA